This is a messenger RNA of Cyanidioschyzon merolae strain 10D, 564 nucleotides long. RefSeq lists its product as hypothetical. The record is from RefSeq and is a predicted model, not a curated record. The transcript has a single exon. Bases 1 to 564 code for a protein of 187 amino acids. NCBI's taxonomy places the organism in Eukaryota, Rhodophyta, Bangiophyceae, Cyanidiales, Cyanidiaceae.
AUGGCCACGCUGCCAAAGGACCUUCCGUCGCUAGAAGAGCUAUUUGUUAAUUGCCUGCAGAAAAGACUUGAGGGGAGAAACUCUGCAGAACUUGAAGUCGUUGACGCUGUAGAAGAGGAGUUUACGCAACUUUACAACGCGACAUAUCCUGUUGCCACGCUUCGCGGAAGUUUAGCUGAUUUGGAGCGUAGCUUGGACAAUGCGCGCGAGAACAGGCUCCAUCUCCAUCGAGAGCGUACCAGAGUAAUGCUCGAAGAAAUAGAAUCUAUGCAGAGACAGCUGGCCGCUGAAAAAGAGGUGCUGGACCGGCUCACACGGAGGCGAAACGAGCUCCUCGAACGUUGGUCGGCAGCAGCGCACCGACGGGUGCUGCAGAAUGCACUGCAGGAACAGGCAGCGGCAGUUGAGGAUGCCCGCCAGGCAUUAAUUCAGUGUCGUCGUGAAUGCACUUUUGAUGAAAUACGAAGCUAUGGGGAGAACUUUUUGCAGAAACGCACGCGACAGCGCAUGAUAGAGGAUAUGAUUGGCCGGUCUGAAGAUUUUUUGACGAGGAAUCACGCUUGA